Molecule: messenger RNA, 618 nt
Organism: Impatiens glandulifera
Lineage: Eukaryota; Viridiplantae; Streptophyta; Magnoliopsida; Ericales; Balsaminaceae
Product: germin-like protein 9-3
Exons: 1
Coding region: 1-618 (205 amino acids)
Cellular component (GO): cell wall
Molecular function (GO): manganese ion binding
Source: RefSeq, a predicted model, not a curated record
AUGGUUUCAAAAAUAUAUGAGUUGAUAUUUGUUAUGGCACUUGCUUUUGCAACCAUCGAAAUGGGCAGGGCAAGUGAUCCCGACAUACUCACAGAUUUUAUAGUGCCAGAAGGUUCUCCUCCAGUCGAUGGAAACUUCUUCACAUUCACGGGCAUGCGACAACUUGUGGGUGCCCCACCACCAGAAAAGUUCAAGGUCCUUAAGGCCACCCUAGCUGAAUUCCCAGCCCUUAAUGGCCAAAGUGUCUCAAUGGCCGUGUUGGAGUUUCCUGGUGGCUCAGUGAACCCUCCUCACACCCACCCACGUGCUUCCGAGCUCUUGUUCCUUCUCGACGGAGGCCUCCAAGUUGGGAUAGUUGACACGACAAACAAGCUUUAUACGCAAACUCUACAAGAAGGCGAUAUGUUCAUUUUCCCCAAGGGAUUAGUUCACUUUCAAUUUAACAUCGAUGCCAGCAAACCGGCCAUGGCUGUAUCUGCAUUUGGGAGUGCAAGUGCUGGGACUGUGUCAAUCCCAAACACAGUUUUCAACACUAGCAUAUCGGAUGGGAUUUUGGCCAAGUCUUUCAAGACUGACAUUUCCACCAUUCAAAAACUCAAGGCCGGACUUGCUCAUUAG